AUGAGCAACAUAAAAGGUGUAGAAUAAUAAACAAAGUCUAAAUACCAUGAACCACAUGUCGAGAAUGUAUUAGUUGGUUUGAGAUUAAGACCCACAGAUUCCAAUGAUAAAAUAUGUAAUAUCGUCAACGAGAAAUCAGUCAUUGUUAAAAAAUCCAAUGAGCGCUUUUCAUUUGAUAAUGUAAAACUAUCCAAAUAAAAAUAGGUUUUUGAUGAAUCCGCAUCCUCUAAGGAUAUCUUCACUAAAAUGGUCUAACCUAUUGUACAGAAAUGUCUUUAAGGGUAUAAUGGCUCCAUCUGUGCAUAUGGGUAGACAAGUUCAGGAAAAACUUAUACAAUGAAAGGUAGCAACAAGGAACCAGGACUUAUUUAGUUAUCAAUUGAUUAUCUACUCCAAUCCAUCAAUAAAGUUUAAAUUCAUCUUGAUCAUAGAUUACAGACACAUUUUGCACCUUAAAGAUAUCGUAUAUUGAGAUUUACAAUGAAAAUAUAUACGAUCUAUUGAUCAGGGAUCUGUAAGAAAUGAAACCCAACACAUCAAAUGAAUACAAAUGGGAAACCAUCAAUUCUUUAAAUUAAUUCGAAGAAAUUUUGUAAUAAUUAUAGCUUAUUAAUUUAGUAAAUUGGGCGAAGAAUAAAGACAUUUUGGAGAAACUAAGAUGAAUGACAAUUCUUCUAGAUCUCAUGUCAUAUUGUAGAUUGCCAUAGAGACAAGAUAGAAGUGUCCUCCCUUUAUCAUUCGUAAUUCACAUCUCCAUCUGGUCGAUUUGGCUGGUUCUGAAGGAUUAUCGAAGACUCAGGCUGAAGGUUUGAGAAGAAAAGAAGGAUUUCUAAUUAAUAAAAGUCUAUUAGCACUUUAAAAUGUUGUUUCGAAACUCAAGGAAAAUAAAAAGGAUUAAUAUGUUAAUUUUAGAGACUCAAAAUUAACUAAGAUACUUAAACCUAGUUUGAAUGGUAAUUCAUUAACUGUGAUGCUGUUAACUAUCAGUUAACAUAAUGAAAAUUAUUUAGAAUCUGUUAAUACCAUGAGAUUUGGUAUGUCAGCUGGUGCUCUGAAAAAUACUGUCAACAUAAAUGAGAUUUAAGAAUCUAAUAAUUUUUAAAAUGAGGCCUACAAUGAAAUGAUCGAACAAGUCGAGACCUACUAAGUAUAAUUAUAAGAAGCACAAUAAUAAUUAGACUUUUAUAAGAAUUAAAGUUUGGAUGAACAAAAUACAAUAAAAUAAAUAAAGGAAUUAGUCAUAGAAAAAAAUAUCUUAAUUGAAGAUCAAUUGAAAACAAUUACAGAACUCAAUAUAGAUAAGUAGCGACUUUAAGAUUAAAUUAACUAAUUGUAGAGAUGCAAUUAGGAAUUAAUUGCUACAUCAAAUGAAAAUUCAAAUUAUUUGAAUUACUUUAGAAAUAUUGUAGAAACAAAAGGAGUCUUGAAUCCAAAAUUAAUGGUUGAAUGCAUAACUUAAACUGAUAGUUGUGAAGCUGAUCAAUAAAUUAAAGUAUUAGAAUAGGAAAAUAUUUCAUUGAAAUAAUAGAUUAGUGAGAUGAAAAAUAAAUUCUCAUAUGAGAUACAAGAUGUUAAGGAAAUGGUUUCAGGGAUUAAAAAAAAUAAAGAAUUUACACCAGCAAAGAAAUUAAAAUUUUAAUCAAAUAAAGAUUUGGAUUUAUAGAAUGACAAUCAAAAGGAAACAAAAACUUGGCUAUAAAAAAGUCUCUAAAAAACAAAUCAAUAUUUGGAAACUCUAACUCUUUUAAGUAACUAUUUAAUUCUAUUUCAAAAGCUACACUCUAAACUCAAUUGAUUGAAUAAACUAAAUAGAACAUGAUAUUACGUAACUUUUUGGAUAAAAAAGAACAAGAAUAUACUGAAUUGGAGAGAGCCAAUUUUGUACUUCACAAAUCAAUCUUUGAUUUAUAGGAAAAGUUGAGUGAAAUACAAAAUGAUGAAAAAAAAGAAAAGUAAUAUUUUACAUUAACUUUACUUAGUGUUUGGAAAAUGAAUUCCGAAAAAUCGAAUAAAUAAGAAUCUCUCAUCAAGAAAAGAUAGAGACUCUAUUAGAGUCCAACAAAGGAUGAAUUAAAAAGGAAUCUAUUUAGAUAGGAAUAAAGGAAUUAGAUCUAUGAAAAAGAAUUAAAUAAGUACAUGAAGAAUUUGGAUUAAAGUACUUUAGUUAUAUAUUAAUUAGUAUCAAAAUAAAAAUAAGAAUUAUAAUAGUUUUCACAUCAUUUAUAUAUGGCUUGCAUAGAGAACAAUAUUUAAAUAUGA
Paramecium octaurelia is the source of this 2259-nucleotide messenger RNA. The record is from the annotation of a GenBank genome assembly. Lineage: Eukaryota; Ciliophora; Oligohymenophorea; Peniculida; Parameciidae.